This is a messenger RNA of Micropterus salmoides (largemouth bass), 1480 nucleotides long. Its product is annotated as cubilin-like. The annotation marks the transcript as partial. The transcript has 9 exons. Lineage: Eukaryota; Metazoa; Chordata; Actinopteri; Centrarchiformes; Centrarchidae. The record is from RefSeq and is a predicted model, not a curated record.
UAUGUACGACUACUUGGAGCUGCGUGAUGGCUCCACUUCCAAUGCUGGCUUCAUUUCCCGGCUCUGUGGCAACACCCGACCAUCUACCCAACAUUCAACAGGUUCCUCCAUGCUGCUCAGGUUUCGUACCGACAGCAGUGUCACACACAAAGGCUUCAAGGCAAAGUACUCCAUAGCAACAUGUGGAGGUACCUACAUAGGUCAGCGGGGUAUGAUCCACAGCCCUGGCUUCCCAGGAAACUAUCCCGACAGCUCCAUCUGUGAGUGGUACCUGGAGGGGCCCACCGGGCACUACCUCACUCUCAGCUAUGGGAACUUCAGCCUGCAGGCCGCUCCAGGAUGCUCUGCUGACUAUGUGGAGGUUAGAGAGUACAAUGCCUCAGGGCGCCUACUGGGCCGAAACUGCGGCAGCAACCUCCCAGCUUCCAUGGACACGUCCAACAGUUUUGCUUAUGUCAGGUUUGUCAGUGAUGCUAGCGGAAGCGCAGCUGGCUUCAGUCUGUCUUUUGAAGCCAGUGUUGAAGCCUGUGGAGGAGAGCUGAAUGCCCCCUCCGGAACUAUCUCCUCUCCCAAUUACCCCAACUUGUACCCACACAGCCGGGUGUGUCGCUGGGAGCUGGUGGUGUCACUAGGCCGCCGGGUCACACUCACAAUCGAUGACCUACGGCUAGAAGAUUCUGGUGCUUUCUGUGCUUUUGACUACGUUGAUGUUCUGAACGGGUUGGCAGCUGAUGCCCCUUACCUGCAGCGAUUCUGUGGUACAGUACCAGCAGGCACCCAGGUGAGCUCCUCUGGCAACACCAUGGCCAUUGUGUUCCACACUGACGCCUCUGUGUCCAGUGGUGGCUUCAUGGUUUCUUACUCCUCUGAGGAGCCUGCAGAGUGUGGCGGUGUCCUGAACAACCCAGCCGGUGGGAACUUCACUUCCCCUGGGUACCUGGUGUCCAACUACAGCAACAACCUCAACUGUGAGUGGCUGAUCCAGAACCCACAGCACAUCAAUUCCUCUAUUGUGGUGCUGAUAGAAGACCUGUGCCUGGAGAACCACCAGACUUGCGAGUCAGACUACCUCCAAUUCCGCUUAAGUGACUCAUACGGGGAGCUGUUGGCCAAGUAUUGUGGUCAGACCAUCCCCAGCAUUCCUAUUGUAGUCUUUACCCCAGACCUCUGGGUCCAUUUCCAGACGGACGCCUCUCAGGGAGACCUGGGCUUCAAGGCCAAGUACUUGUUCUCUGAGUGCGGAGGCUGGCAGACAGGUGAGGGAGGGGUGUUAUCCAGUCCUAAUUACCCCAACAUCUACCCCAGCCCCAGUCGCUGUGCUUGGCUGCUAGAGGCUCCAGUGGGCCACACUAUUACGCUAACCUUCGGCUACUUCAGCCUGGAACCCCACUCUGAAUGCCACUGGGACUCUGUCACCAUCUUUAAUGGAGGAUCCCCUGGCUCCCCUGUUAUUGGCCAGUACUGUGGGACCACCUCCCAG